AGCCCGCUCGCUCGCGCCUCGCUCUCAGACGCUCCCAAUCCAGACGCACGCAAGGCGCUGUCCUUUCAGCACCACAAGCUCGGGCCGAGGAGGGAGGACUCCUGGCCAUCCUCCUCCUCUUCAAAUUGGCUUGAAUCUGCUCUGACCCCCAAGAGUGCAGCACAGUCUGGGAAGAAAGGCGUAAGGAUGGUGAAGCUGAACAGUAACCCCAAUGAGAAGGGAACCAAGCCGCCUUCUGUUGAGGAUGGCUUCCAGACCGUCCCUCUCAUCACUCCUUUGGAGGUUAAUCACUUACAGCUGCCUGCUCCGGAAAAGGUGAUUGUGAAGACAAGAACGGAAUACCAGCCUGAACAGAAGAACAAAGGGAAGUUCCGGGUGCCGAAAAUUGCAGAAUUUACGGUUACCAUACUCGUCAGCCUGGCCCUAGCUUUCCUUGCCUGCAUCGUGUUCCUGGUGGUUUACAAAGCCUUCACCUAUGACCACAGCUGCCCAGAGGGAUUUGUUUAUAAGCACAAGCGCUGUAUUCCGGCCUCCCUGGAUGCUUACUACUCAUCCCAGGACCCCAGCUCCAGAAGCCGCUUCUACACGGUCAUCAGCCACUACAGCGUGGCCAAGCAGAGCACUGCCCGGGCCAUCGGGCCGUGGCUGUCGGCGGCCGCCGUCAUCCACGAGCCCAAGCCACCCAAGACCCAGGGCCACUAGAGGCCCAGCCCCAGCCAGAAUGGGGGGCGGAGAGGGGGACCCCUGUUGGCUAAGCCAAGCUCCAGUUACAACACUGUACUCCUGGGAUAUGGGGGUGGGGGUGGGGCUGGGGGUGGGUUGGGGGGGAACUCACCGAAAAUAUCGUGCACUGGAGUUGUCUGAAUCGAUAUUUCUUUUCAUCCCUUGGUAUUGUUGAUUCGUCCCCAAGUCAGGCUCAUGUACAAAGGCAUGUUCCGUGUUGACUGUUCCUGUGUAAGAUAUUUUCAAUGCCACUGCUUAUUAUUUGUUAGGAAAAUUUAAAAACAGAAAAGGAAAGGGAAACUGAAUGGUAAAGGUUUAGACUGGCUGCAUCUGGAAGAUGUGGAAGGGUAGGAAAGAUGCUCUGGGCUUCUUGGCAGAGAGUUGGCAGCUUCAGUGUGGGCUGCGGAAGGUACAGAACUUGUGAGGAGCAGGCGGGGCUGUUUGCUUGGCCUCUGGUCUGUAGAGGAAGAACUCUAGAAGUUAGAAACUGCCCAGCUGGAGAGAAGGACUGAUUUUGGCACUUGUAAGCCCAGGAUGCACACAACCCAGAGUGAAAAGCCGCCACCAUGGUGCGCUUUGAAGGUUAGUGCAAACUUUCAACUGUAUGGACAUCAGAGCUGGGCUUGGGCUGACCCACGUGGCCUGGGGAUUGUAGGGGAUAAGCAAACAUGGAGCAGCGGGCAGACUUUGCCUUUUAUUUGUGUUUCUAGCCCUGCUCUGGGUACUGCCCAUGUUUAGGAGAUGACAGGGUAGGAAGAGAGAAAGGAGAGGCUGCAGGAAGGAAGGAAAGAAGCAUGACACAGGCAGGUGACAUUUGGCCAAGCUAUAUGCACAGCCCUCCAGUUUAAAAUUUUGGUCUGUUUGUGGUUUCCCAAAGUGCUAAUAACACGAGGAAGAGCAGGAGGGGUCAUAACCAGGAACCUCAGGUAACAACCAGGGAGACUUUAGACUGGGGUGAAAACAAUGACAAAUCAUUUCCAAAGGAAGGUGAAAACUGUGGCCGUGUGUUGCUCACUCCAUUGUGUUGACAGAGGACACAGUCUAAACUCUCCAGUCUGCUUCCAGAAGCUCCUGACCAGGAGGCAGCAUCUGGCCCUGUCCAGGCCUCCCAGUGACCUGGACCCACAUCAGGCACGCCCAUGUGGCUCUCCCACAAACAUUUUGGGGAGGCCCUCUCUGUGUAGAGUUGGUUCCAGGCCUGAAAGGGCCAGAAGAGGCUGGGAGAGUUGGUAUUUGAGAUGGGGUAGUUUCUCCAUGAAGCUCGAACAGGUGAUUUAAAGGGCAUUUUUUUGUGGCUUGCUAUUGCUGAAAUCAUUGUACACAACAGCUGGGUAAUAAGACUAGCAUAGCUCAAACUAUUCUGCUAAAAGCUAUCAUCUGACUCCCCCCUCCCACCCCAUCACCUCAAGUCACCUGUAAAUUCAUUUGUCAUCUGAAGCGGAAUAACAAAUUGUCCCUAGCAAAACUGCUGAGAGCUUUAUAAUUUUGUGGUGUAUUUUUGUCAGUAGGUAGCAGAGGCUGAAGUAUUUUUUGGUGUAAUUCUUGAACUUUUCUGACAGGAAACAAAUAAAGAUAGAUGUGUCUGAGA
Phacochoerus africanus (Common warthog) is the source of this 2311-nucleotide messenger RNA. RefSeq names its product neuronal vesicle trafficking associated 2 (gene NSG2). The transcript has 5 exons. Gene Ontology annotation, cellular component: endosome; membrane. Gene Ontology annotation, biological process: G protein-coupled dopamine receptor signaling pathway; clathrin coat assembly; endosomal transport. The coding region runs from base 187 to 702 and encodes 171 amino acids. Lineage: Eukaryota; Metazoa; Chordata; Mammalia; Artiodactyla; Suidae. Gene Ontology annotation, molecular function: clathrin light chain binding. The record is from RefSeq and is a predicted model, not a curated record.